Molecule: messenger RNA, 411 nt
Organism: Phytophthora sojae
Lineage: Eukaryota; Oomycota; Peronosporomycetes; Peronosporales; Peronosporaceae
Exons: 1
Biological process (GO): response to oxidative stress
Molecular function (GO): glutathione peroxidase activity
Source: RefSeq, a predicted model, not a curated record
GACUUCCGCUUCAAGGCGGCGCUGGUGGUCAACACGGCGUCCAAGUGCAGCCACUCGGCGCAACUUAAGCAGCUGCAGCAGUUGCACGAGAAGUACAGCGACCUGGGUCUCGUGGUGGUCGCCGUGCCGUCCAACGACUUCGCCGGACAGGAACCGGGCGACAACAGUGAGAUUCUGGAGCGCUACGCGGCGUUCGGAGCCACGUUCGCCAUCGCGGAGAAGACGCCCGUGACGGGAGAUAAGGCCCACCCGUUCUUCAAGAAGAUCGCAGACAAGUACAGCGCGUCCGUGGCGCCGACGUGGAAUUUCGACAAGUUCUUGGUGGACCACCGAGGCGACAUGCGCGCCGUGUUCCCCAAUGACACGGAGCCGCUGGUGCAGGAGGUGAUCGCGGAGAUCGAGGAGGUGCUG